Monomorium pharaonis (pharaoh ant) is the source of this 7613-nucleotide messenger RNA. RefSeq lists its product as uncharacterized. The coding region runs from base 5287 to 6399 and encodes 370 amino acids. The record is from RefSeq and is a predicted model, not a curated record. The transcript is spliced from 4 exons. Lineage: Eukaryota; Metazoa; Arthropoda; Insecta; Hymenoptera; Formicidae.
AGCUCGCAGGGAGCUCUUAAAACAUGAUUUUUGAGCUCCUUGAGAGCGUAGAUGAAGCUCUCAGGGAGCUCUCAAAAGCGGACAUAGGAGCUCCCGGAGAACUCCGUGCAAGUUCUUUUAAAGCUUGUAACCGCCGCCCGCGAGCGACGGCCAACUUCGCCUCCGUCCCUGGUCGCGGCCCUGAGCCGCCCGGGUGUCGGGGCGACUAUCUUCGCGAGGUUUCCCGACGUCACACUAAGUUGGGCGCCAGGUACGUUAAGCGUACCACUCUGUGUGAACCAACUCGCAAACAAAGGUUACAAUACUUGAAUCUCGGGAAAGACGGGCGCACGCUAGGUGACCGGGGCGUUAGCGGCUCCGAAAUCCAGCUGCUCAGCCCUCAAAUGGCAGAGGGGGGAGGUUCGGUGCGGGCGGAUGGAAUCGGGAAGGCGAGAGAAUUACGUACACGACACAAAUGUAACAGAAAAAGUAACAGUUGUAUUUGACCGUAAGAAUUACAGUAGAGGACGACUCUGCGGAGCGGUGGUGGCUCGCGCGCGUUACCAGCUGGCGUCCGCUGGGUAUCAGAUUUUGCGAGAACGGUAUUUUGAACGAGCGGGUUAUGAUGCGUACGCGGGAACUCUCCGACUUGUCUUACGCUUGACCCGGCGUCGUUGGAGGACGCCGACUCCCGUCAGGAUGACCUCGCCAAGGGCGAACAGGACGGAUCGCAACUCCGAGCCCGCGCGACACGCGACGGACCCGUGUUCUCCCGCGCUCUAACGAUUCUCGCGAAAAAUAAGCGCAAUAAUUAUGAGUUAUUCGACAGUCCGGCGGUAUACGACGAUUGCGUCGAUAAUUAUCAGAGUAUACUCCCCGAGGGGGCUCGCAGUAACGGUGCGAUCGACCAAAUUAUACAACAGCAACAACUAAAUUUUUCCACGACGCGACAAGAUACAGCGCGGGAAUAACCCGCGACCCGACGACCGGACGAAACAACAAUUGACUCGGCUGCGGAUCGGAACGCACACGCAACGCGAAACUAUCCUGAAAUACACAGCACGUAGCGAAAUCACGCGGACGGGCGCGAUCGGGCGAGACGACGAUGCUCCGUUGAAUCCGCGAAUUCGGGAUUCUCAUAAAUACGCCGAAAGAUUUUGCGAUAAGUACGCGAUUUCCUCGCGGCUCGCCCAACCCGCGAAAUCGGUAGCUUUACAGUUAGUGUGACGCUCGUCUCACCACUUCGCCUCUCUCCUGCUGGCCUCCUCCGGGUCGGGAUGGCUCUCGUCCCUGCGUCCUUCUUCACAGCUCGGCUCGGGAUUGUGGGACGCACGCACAGUUUUUAACUCUACUUCCGCAGCACGAGUGAGGGAUCCUGGAUCUCGCGGGGGCCGCUCGGCGGCGCGCCCCACCUUGCCUCCGGCGUUCCCGGCCUUUAUUGGUUGAUUUCGCGAAAAUCGAUUUUCGCGCAGAGCGCGGUGCCCACGCUGUCGCCGGCUGAUCGAUCCACGCACGGCGGUCGAUGAUUAUGGGCCCCGGGCACGGGAAUCCUGGCGCUUUCUCGCGCGCCCGACUCUUUUCUCCUCGCCCGACGUAUCCUCCGCCAUCGGGGUGUCAUUUCCUCCUCGACGGGGCGUCGGCGUAUCUUAAGUUGUCGUGAUCCUUCCGCCGGACUUCCCGCGGUAUCGGGUCUGCAAUCGCCCCGUCGGGAUGUCGGCAUCGCGCGCCGUCGCUGGGUCCUGAAAGCGUGAUUCAGCGGCAGUAUCGGAAUUCUUACAUGGCACAAACGGUAGGCAAGAUAAGGGCGGCAUUACCUGCGGACCCCCGCUUAAAAGGGUCUUCUUUGACUCCCUCGUUGCCCGUUCCUCUGCAAUCUCCGGGAAGAUUUUCCGUUGAGACGAGACGUCCGACAACUACAACGAGAUCUUCAUAGCCACCGAUCUCCGCCGCACCCGCGGUAUAACGCUCGCAAAAAUCUUAACAAGUAAUUAGAUGGACAGCACGUGGGACGUCACAUACACAAAGUACAAGAGAAUACGCUUUUGCGUCCGCUCCCGAGCGGGAGGACGCAGGGCCCGCGGGAUGUUAUUGCGUAAGGGCCCUCAGGGCCUUGUGACGGACAGCAGCCUGCGGCUGUCACGUCACAAGCUUAAAUGAAGCUUAUGAAAAAUUUUGUGAGCUCGGGAGCUCCUCGGGAGCUGUGUGGGUUUUUACAUAACGUAGAGGCAACCAUGUCCCAAAACUUUUUCACGGACAUUUUACCAGAUGUAAGUUGAGUCUCAUGAUCUUUGAAAACAGAAAGAAGAAAAAGAAUUGCUUUGUGUGGCCAACGGAAACUAUCUGAAAAUAAUAUAUCUUUAAUAUACAUUUUAUCCUAAAGUAGCGUUAAUAUGCUUAUAUAAAUUUAUUUUAAAAUAUUUUAAAAUAUAAUAAUAUAUAUUAUAUCAAUAAAAAUAUACCUUUCUCUUCAAAACUAUCAAAUUCUUGACUUUUUUCUUCUAUGUCAUGGCAUGUGCUAUUCGAGGAACAUGCUAAAAAUUCAAUAAAUAAAAAUAUAUGUAAUGUAUAAAAAUAUUACAUAUAUUUCUAUUAAAAUAAUUAAUGUAAAGUUUAUUAUUUGUUUGUUUAAUAACAGAAUUUAAGAGAGUACAAUAAUUACAUGGAUUAUCACUCGGUUCAGCAAUCGACUGCGUUUGGGUCUGCAGCAUUCUCUGUUGCAAUAGUUGUGUUGCAAACAGCAUAUCUAUUUAAAAAAAAAGAAAUAAACAUAAAAUUUAUUUUAUAUAUAAAAUUAUAAAAAACUCCUACAACACAAGAUAUUUUAUAAACAUUCUAGAUAUUUAUAGAAUAUUCUAAGAUGUUCAUAGAAAUCAUAGAAUAUCUUGUGCUGUAUGGGAAUAUAUGGACCUAGUUUCACCAAUUAAAAUAACCGGCCAUUUAAGAGAAAUAUCCAAUAACUGUUAUUUAUUUUCUUAAUAAUCAAUAGCUAUUAGAUAUAAUUCUCUUAAGUUAAUUGUCAAUUAUUUCAUUAAUCGGUGAAAUCAGCCUAUAAUAAAAACUUAUAUUAUAGGUUAACUCUUACCUUGGUUAGCUUUUUUGGCUUCUUCCUCAGUCACUUCUACUAUAUAAGUAUUUUCCGUUUCAGGAUCAUAUAACUUAAUUGUUGUCAUUUUACUCAUGUUCAACAGUAAUCAACUAGUAACACCACAGUAAUAAAAUUCACUUAAAGACUCAAGACUCAAUGCUUUCACUAUUUCCCUGAUUUCCCGCGCUUUACGUAUUCAAACGUAACGCUUCAAUCAUACUACCUCUUUGGGCUGAAGCAUUGGGAGCGAGCUGGGAGCGAAAAUCCGUGACGUAUUCAUGACGUCAUAUAUAUGGCUGAAAUGUUUUGAAGUGUUAAGUGGACCGUACUCGAAACGCUCUGGAACGUUUGUAGAAUCAAGUGGACCGCCCCCUUAAUCUCGCUUGGCUAUCUGGGAAGAUGAGCGAAUUUGUAAUUGACUAUUACCAAAUUAAAAAUGCUUAAAACAAUGAAUAAUUAAAUGUGAUUUAAUUACACAUUAUUUUCAACAUUUGUAAUUAAACACCAUUGAAUUACUAAUUUGUUUGAGCAUUGUAAUGAAUGUCCAAAGUAAUUAAAUUACACUAUUAUAAUGUAAUUACAUUUGUGUAUUUUAAUUAUACAUUUGUGUAAUUUAAUUACAUUUGUGUAAUUUAAUUACAUUUUAAUUUUUAUUCGAAUUGUGUUAACGACAAAGAAAACGUGAGAGUGUACUGUAACCGCGCUCGCGAGCAACGGCCAACUUCGCCUCCGUCCCUGGUCGCGGCGCUGAGCCGCCCGGGUGCCGAGGCGACUGUCUCCUCGUAAUAUUUUCGGUGCAAUACGUCAUUGGGCGCCAGGUACGUUAAGCGUACCACUCUGUCCACGCCAAAUCAUAAAUUAGCGUUACGCUAUUGAGAUCGCGGAAAAGACGGGCGCUCGUUAGGCGACCGGGACGUUAGCGGCUCCGAUAGCCAGUUACUCAGCCCUAAAAUGGCAGAGGGGGAGGUUCGGCGCGGGCGGAUGAAAUCGGGAAGGCGAGAGAACUAUUAAAAUAACGUAAAUUUAACAAUGAGAUUAACUGUUGGAAUAUUCAUAUAUUGGCGCCUAGCAUUUACAAGUGCGGCUGCGCGUUCGCUCUCCCUUCCCUUUUGGGCCUAGGCGCGUGUGAUGGUGGUAGGUGUGCUGUAUAGUACCAAAGAGAAGAGCGAGUGACGAACUUCUUUAAUAAAAAUCUUUGGAAAACGAAUAAACUCUGCUGGUUAUUUUUCCAACCAAAACCCCAAAAGAUCAUGGGCCCAGCACGCUUCCACUGCGAGCAUUAAUCAUUUUAUAAGCAAAAAGUUUUCAUCGAAGUGAUCAAUAGUGUGCAAAAUUUCAUCAAGUCGUCGCCACGAGGUCACAAUGGAUGCAAUAGAAAUUUCCGAGUCCAGCGGUGUUGCCUCUGAAAAGCGUAAGUUCCAACAAACAAAAGUAAUAAAGAAUGAGUGGAUGCAUGCAUCGCGCGUAAACGACGACAAAGGGAAAACGAGCCAACGUCGCGCUGAAAUGUAGAGCCAGCUUGGUGGCUCAACUGAGGCGUUUUACCGAGUCAAAAUUGUUUAGGAAAAACGCUAAACGAAUAAAACGUGAAGCAAAUUAAAGAUAAAAAUAUAAUCAAAAUCGCGAGAAAUAAAGCACGUGGCAUGAAAGAAAAAAAAAAUCAUGGAGAGAGAGACGAUUCGAGAAGCACGCGGAAAGCAUAGCAUGAAAGAGAAAACCGUGCGAGUGAGAAGAAACACAACACGUGCUAGAGGCGCACGGGCGCCAGAGGCACUCGGCGCACAAAGUUUUUUUUGGUCCUACGCUGCUGCGCCCGUGCGAUGGGUUAGGGUGGGACAAAUAUUUCUUUCUCAUUCUGGCUUGUUGCGCUGGUGCGGCGGUACGGGAGUGAAAAAGCGGGCCUAAAGACUGAUCGAGAUCGCGGUAAAUUUUAAUAAAGACGCCAAAUAAAUAAAAAAUGUAAAUUGAAUGAAAUAAACAACGAAAAUAAAUAUAUUUAACGAACAAUUUCACGAUUGAUACACAACUGAACGAUUAUCAAACUAAAUCGACAGGCCUAAAUCAAAACAAAAGAAAUUAAAUUAACGUACGAAACGGGACCACAAUUACGAAAUCUCACUGAAUUAAAUGAAACGAUCUAAAACCAAAUUCGCGAAUUGGAAAUAAAACAUGAAUUUAUUUCUCCCAUACACAAAUUAAAUAACGAUUCGAAACAAACGAUUAUGUCAACGAAAAUUCAAUUUAUAGACACAGAAGAUAGCGCCUUCACCAAAAUGGUAGAAAAUUAUGCCACCGUCUUCAAACUAAACGAAAACCAUCCAAACGAAAAAAUUACCCUAACAAUGGAAGGCAGUCUGUUGUACUUUGUGACCGAAAAUGGCAUGAAGUAUACAACCGACGAAUCCAACUUUGAACCCAAAGAUUGGGAUGAAAUAAAGGAUAAACUCCUAAGUAAAGAUGGCAUCUUAAACUUGGACAGGACACAAAACCAGUCGAGCGAAGAAAUAUUCCCAGAAGAGGAGGAUGAACUCCUGCAAGAAAAUGUAUUUGAAACGAGUGGGGAAAACGGAAACGGUAUUAUCGAAAACGCUGAGAUAGUACAAUGUAAAGGUAUAACGAAUAAAACUCUCGAGGUAAGGCCGGAAAACACGGAGACGGCUCUAAUGAAUGUUCUGAAGGAGUACAUGAGCAGUCUGACUGCAAUCAAUAAAUGCAUGGCUGAAUCAAUCACGAGAAUUGAUACGACACAAGCCGCAAUAUGCAAGGUGAUCACAACACAAACACAACACCUUAAAAGACAAACACAGAUGUUUGGCGAUUUGCAGAAAGGUUUGCAGACGCAACUAAACGAGCUCAAGCAAAUGCAGAACGAGAAAAACGAUCUGUGCGGAAACGAUUAUAACGAAUACGAAAACAGCCACCAUGGCAAUCCCCAGACAAGUCAACAUGAAAAUAACACUCACGAAAACGACUUAACGAAAACGCUUAAGGGUACAGUGCCAACGAUUGAGCCUAUGCAUAACGAUAGAGAAACGAUUGCAUCUAUAGUCAGAGACGAACUAACGAAGAUAAACUCUAACGGGAAAGAAAACGCUAGCCAGAAUAAUCAAAGCGCGAAUUUACUUGCACAUCAGAUGAAAGAAGCUUUUAAGUUCGAAAUUGUAAGUAAAGAAUCGGGAACGAGAUUCGACUAUAAGCUAAAACAAGAUACAAAGUACGACCAUUUUUACAAUUACUUCGCAUCCGAACUCAGAACAAACGAUUUGCUAUCGCAUAAUCGAACCGGACAUUCAACAACCGGAAAACCUAUCAGAAAAAAUCAAAGAAAAACAUAGAUACAAAGUGCGAGAUAUUUUAAUUAAUAGACUAGACCAAGUUUAUCACUCAAAAGUCGCUUCCUUACAAGAUCCGGUCGACAUCCUAAACAAAAUAAAAGAAAUGAAACAAUGUGAAGCGAGAAUGACUACGGUCACCUUGCGAAAACAGUUAUACGAUUUAAAAUAUAAUCCAAGUAAAGAGAAGGUUUCGGAAUUCUGGGACAAAUUUGAAGAAAUAGUCAAGAAUCAUGACAAUCUACCUGAUGCAAUCCCGAUCAACAACGAAAAAAAACGAGACACCUUUUAUCAGUCAAUCAUGGCUACUGUACCUGAAGUCCAAAGCGUAGAGUUCAUGACUCGAAAUACCACCGGCAAGGGUUUAACAUACGGUCAAUUAAAUCCUUUAUUAUACAGGCGGAAGCAACGAAGGCUUCCGGGUCAAACCCUGGGACAACACCUAGAGCGGCUCUUAAUGCCUGGCCGAGAAGAGAUAAGAAUGAUAGGUGCCGAGAGCGUGACGACUACGGGCACGAGAAAAGCAGUUGCAAAUGGAAGGGACUCGGUGUUAAAAAAUGCUACGAGUGUAAUGAAUUCGUCAAACACAAAGCCGCCGAGCGUCAUAAACGAAUACUACGCCAAAGGGAUACCAAUGUCCGACGAGAUCGAGGACGAGGCAGAGGCUUCUCUAAAGGGAGUUACAAUAGGCACGUAGCCAACAUGCGCGGUGGUAAACAAUUUAACGAAAGAGGACGAGGCUACAAACGAAAUUAUAACAAAAACGAAAAUGGUGAAGAUCCUAAACGACACAAACAGAACGACAACAAAAAUACGAAUAAAACGAACAUAAACAGCUCCCAAGGGAACAAAUCGCAACGAUCGAGAGGCAAGGCCACGAAUAAUAAAGCAGCUCCUGGAAACAGAGGUACAGAAAAGAACGAGUGAUAAAAAAAAAAAAAAAAAAAACUGGAACCAACGUACGUUUCAUUAACGAUACUCACUAUUCAUGUAAAACUAUAAUUAAGCUAUAAGUUUAUGUACCACAUGUAAAUGCUCGACGGGAGGGAGUGUUGGAAUAUUCAUAUAUUGGCACCUAGCAUUUACAAGUGCGGCUGCGCGUUCGCUUUUUCUUCCCUUUUGGGCUUAGGCGCGUAUGGUGGUGGUAGGUGUGCUGUAUAGUACCAAAGAGAAGAGCGAGUGACGAACUUCUUUAAUAAAAAUCUUUGGAAAACGAA